Molecule: messenger RNA, 990 nt
Organism: Caenorhabditis sp. 36 PRJEB53466
Lineage: Eukaryota; Metazoa; Nematoda; Chromadorea; Rhabditida; Rhabditidae
Source: the annotation of a GenBank genome assembly
AUGGAGCAGUUGAGCGAAAAAAUGUCGGCGUCUGCGUUCGCCGAGCCGGGCGUGCGGCUUUCGAUUAAUUUGAGAGAAAGGUAAGGCAUAUCUACAUUCGGGACAAUGUUGCUCAGUUGCUGAAAGGAAUACAAAAAAGUUGUUAACAGAUAAAAUGUGCCCAAUGUCUUUCUGAGCAAUUCAUCAGUUGACAACUUUUCGAUAUCUCUAGCGGCAGCCGAGAUACAUUGCUUUGAAUGGACAGUAGCGCUCGCUUACCGGUUACUGUACACUUUUUUCAACUCAACCUCCAAUCUGCCGACCUUUGGUCCCGAUUUUUGUCUUCCGAUCGCUAGUUGGCGUCAUUUCUCUCUCUAGCCUUAUCAUUUUUCAUUGAUAAGAAAAAAGAGAAGAGAACUGCGAAUAGAUCAAGAAGAAGAAGAAGAAGAAGGCAAUAAAAGAGAUAAAUAAUUGAUUUUCGAGAAAACGGAUCUUUGAGAUUACGAAGAGAUCAAAAACCGGAAAUUUCAAUGUCCUUUUGAACCAUUUGAACAUCAGCAAACGUUCACUUUCAGAUGUCGAAUGCAUGAUCUGAACGAGGCGCUCGACGAUCUUCGCGCCGUCAUCCCCUAUGCGCACGGCGGAUCCGUCAGGAAGCUCUCGAAAAUUGCCACAUUGCUUCUGGCGAAGAAUCACAUUAUUAUGCAGGUACGGUAGCCCAAACAAUAUCUGGCAUAAGUUUCAAGUUUUGGUGACUUUGAUGAUUCUGAAAUGUUGUGUGUGUGUGUGUGAAAUCCAGGGCAUCCAGGGGUACUGUACUUUUGUAGUCGAUCACUUCCAAAGAUACUACUGUGUAGCUCUUCAAACAGUGGUUCUAGAGAAAAAUGUUGAAACUGUCGACUUUUCCAGGCAAAAGCCAUCGAAGAACUGACGAUUCUGGUGUCGCAGAUGAAGCAGAAGAAGAAGAAGAGCGAGGAGAACGAGGAGAAGUCGGCCGCGGACGACUCCUAA